Molecule: messenger RNA, 588 nt
Organism: Amorphotheca resinae ATCC 22711
Lineage: Eukaryota; Fungi; Ascomycota; Leotiomycetes; Helotiales; Amorphothecaceae
Exons: 4
Coding region: 1-588 (195 amino acids)
Biological process (GO): protein secretion; intracellular transport
Source: RefSeq, a predicted model, not a curated record
AUGGAGGCACUCCCACAAGCUGAUGGCGAAGGUCUUUCCUCUUCAGGCGUUAUGCGGAUGAGGAUUCUCGGCCCUGGUGGUGGAGAAAUGGUGAUGAUGCGACUCGCUGGGUUCUCGUUGAAAUGGACUCUCCUAAUGAUCCUCGGAGAGGGAGUUGCGGCAUCUGCCAUCUUUCGUUGCUGGGGCUGGUCUAGUGUGGCGGGUGAGGAGAGUCCCGAAGUUUUCCCGGUGGUCGGUAUUUAUAACCGCCGAUCAGACUCACGUGCCAUUCACUGUCACCUAAUGGAAAGUUGUCUUCCAGACCUCCUGUCAAUAGGCAAUCCCGGAACCACUCCUCACUUCUCACACAAGAGUAAACACAAUGGUAAAUCUGCCCUCUUCAAUUUCACUUCAGCCUUGCUCUGCCUCCUGCUCCUCAUUUGUACGAGCACGUACAUCCACCAGCUCUUCCCGGGUAUCAUGGACAGAAAUAAGGAUGGGGCUUUUACCGGUGUUUUCUGGAAGUGCGCGAGGGUAGGGGAGCGAUUAAGUCCCUACAUAAGUGUAUGCUGUGUUUUGAUGGCUGUUUCUCUCACCAUGGGCAACUGA